Mangifera indica (mango) is the source of this 6031-nucleotide messenger RNA. RefSeq lists its product as uncharacterized. Lineage: Eukaryota; Viridiplantae; Streptophyta; Magnoliopsida; Sapindales; Anacardiaceae. The transcript has 12 exons. Gene Ontology annotation, molecular function: zinc ion binding. The coding region runs from base 614 to 3529 and encodes 971 amino acids. The record is from RefSeq and is a predicted model, not a curated record.
AUUUUUUUUUUUUCUGAAUUAUUUGUUGUGUUUUGAUGUGAAUAUUGUAAGAUUAAAGUAAUAAUAAUACUAACAAAUUUGAACUUCAAAUUUUAAUUUGGCAUGUGUGCUAGAUAGAAAGCAUUAUAUCUCCAGUUUAAGAGAAAGGUUGCAUCUUGAUGAAAUGCAAAUGUUGCAAUUGUUUAAUGAGAAUGUUUGAUCAACGAUAAUCCGUAGUACUUCUCUUUUUAAGUGACUAAAAUUUUCAGUUGAAUUUUCUUUUUUUUUGGUAAUUAAUUUUCAGUUUCAUCAUUUCAUGCUUGAUUUCAUAGUUGAUAUUAUUAGAGACAAAAACAAAAUACAUUGUCACUAUUAAUGGCAUGUCAUCUAUAUUUAUUUUUAAUUUCUCGUGUGAGUUCGUAUAUAUUAAAACAUCAAUUAAAUUUGAUUGCAUGUUAUUUUCACCAAUUUGAUGGUCUUGGAAUUGGAUAAUAUUAGUUUUGGAAAGAUUUGGGAGAGUCAACUUUCAACUUCUUAUCAAAAUUUGACACGGAUGAUAUUGGUGAAAUGUGAUAAAAUAAAACAUGUAUUUCCAUUUUCCAUUGCUAAAAACCUCGAGCAACUUUAAUACCUUAUGAUAAAGGGUUGUAAAGUUUUAGAGAAGAUUGUUGAAAAGGAAGAAGGAGCAGAAAUUGUUAAUUUUAUCUUUCCACGAAUAACUGAAUUGAAGCUUGAAGAUUUACCAAAACUUACCAUUUUCUGCCAAGGAGCAUAUGCUUUGGAAUUGCCCAUAUUGAAAACACUGAAGAUAACAGGGUGUCCAAAUUUCACUUUAAGAUAUCAAGGCUUCAAAGAUAGUAAUGAGGAAGGCGAAAUUCAAGAUUUGGAGUCAAAAUCCAUCUUCUUUGGGCAUAAGGAUAUUUUCACCAAUUUGAUGGUCUUGGAGUUGGUCAAUAUUAAUUUUGGAAAGAUUUGGGAGAGUCAACCUUCAACUUCUUCUUAUCAAAAUUUGACACGGAUGAUAUUGGUGAAAUGUGAUAAAAUAAAACAUGUAUUUCCAUUUUCCAUUGCUAAAAGCCUCGAGCAACUUCAAUACCUUAUGAUAAAUGGUUGUGAAGUUUUAGAGAAGAUUGUUGAAAAGGAAGGAGCAGAAGUUGUUAGUUUUAUCUUUCCACAAAUAACUGAAUUGAACCUUGAAGAUUUACCAAAACUUACCAUUUUCUGCCAAGGAGUGUAUGCUUUGGAAUUGCCCAUAUUGAAAACACUGAAGAUAACAAGGUGUCCAAAUUUCACUUUAAGAUAUCAAGGCUUUCAAGAAAAUAAUGAGGAAGGCGAAAUUCAAGAUUUGAAGUCAAAAUCCAUCUUCUUUGGACAUAAGGAUAUUCUCACCAAUUUGAUGGUCUUGGAGUUGGUCGAUAUUAGUUUUAGAAAGAUUUGGGAGAGUCAACUUUCAACUCCUUCAUAUCAAAAUUUGACAAAGUUGAUUUUGCGAAGAUGUGAUAAAAUAAAAUAUGUAUUUCCAUUUUUCAUUGCCAAAAGCCUCCAACAACUCCAAUACCUUGACAUAUCAUAUUGUGAGAUUUUAGAGAAGAUUGUUGAAGAAGAAGAAAAAGCAGAAGUGGUUAAUUCUAUCUUUCCAAAGUUAAUUAAAUUGGAGCUUGUAAAUUUACCAAAACUUACUGUUUUUUAUCUAAAAGCAGAUGCUUUAAAAUUACCAAUGUUGAAAACAUUUAGGAUAUUUUUUUGUCCGAUCUUCACUUCAAGGUAUCAAAGCUUCCAAGAUAAUAACGACGAAGGUGAAGUUCAAGUUUAUGAGUCAAAAUCCAUUUGCUUGGAGCAUAAGAUCAAUUUUGAUUUGGAGGUAUUUCAAUUGAAGGAUGAUGCGAGAACUAUUACUUGGGAGAGUCAAUCUAAAACUCUUAUAAACAACAAUAGAAAAUUUUCAGUGAAACUCCUUCAUAAAUUUUACAAUUUGAAAGUGCUUAAAAUAUUUCACAGCCCAUCCAAAGAAAUUAAAAGCCCAUUUGAUCUUCCAUAUCUUGAAGUUCUAGAUAUAUAUAGUUGUUAUAGAUUGAGGAGUCUACCGACAUUCUCAACUUAUUUUCUAAAUCUUAAGGUUCUGCGUUUAAGUUAUUGCCACAAGUUGAUAGGGAGGUUAAUAACAUUUUCAAUGGCUAAAAGUUUGGUGCAAUUGAGAAAAAUUAGCAUAUAUAGGUGUAAUUCGCUAACUGAAGUAGUAGAAGAUGAGGUUGAUGCAACAACAACUGACAUUGGUUUUCACAAUUUGGAGGAGUUGUCACUUAAAAAUUUAGACAGUCUUACAUGCUUUUGUUCUGGGAAUUACUCUUUCAAUUUUCCAUCUUUGAAAGUGUUAGUUAUAGAAGGAUGCCUCAAUAUGAAGACUUUCUGUCUAGGAUUCUUAAGCACUCCAAGGUUACACAAUCUCAAUUAUGAGAAUGAGCUAGUAGAGAUCGGGGAAAAUGACUUGAAUACAAGUAUACAACAAUCACACAAAAAAAGGGUUAACUCUGAUUUGAGUAAAUUAUCAUUAAGUGGAAGAGAUAUCAUGUCAAUUUGGCAAGGAGAGUUCAAAGAGAACUUUGACAAAGCAGAAACUCUUGAAUUGAUUAAGGUUGAAUAUACACACAUUCCAAUUCAUAUCCUUGUAAAGUUUAUCAAUCUUGAAAAACUCAUUUUCAAAGUGAGUUCAUACGAAGAAAUAUUCUCAUAUGAAGAAGAUGAGGAACAUGUUGGAGCACUUGCAAAAUUGAAAAAACUAAAAUUGCAAGGACUUUUUAAUUUGAAGGGCAUUUGGAAACAAGACUUUCAAUUCAAAACAAUUCUUCAAAAUCUUCAUUUUUUAGAAGUAGAAGAUUGUCACAAUUUGAUGACUUUACUGCCACCUUCAUCAUCUUUUGAAAAUCUAGUGGCAUUGGAAGUACAUUAUUGUAAUGGAUUGCAAAACUUAAUGACAUCCUCAACAGUCAAAAGUCUAAUGCGUCUAAAAAGCUUGUCAAUACGAAGAUGUGAAAUGAUGAUAGAAGUAUUAGCAAAUGAUGAAGGUAUAGAGAAAGAUGAAAUUGUUUUUGGGAAAUUAGAAGGGUUGUUAUUGUUUGAUUUAGAGAGUCUCACAGGCUUUGGUUCAGGGAAAUACAACUUAAAAUUUCCAUCAUUAGAGUCAUUAUCAGUGAGUCAAUGCUCCAAGAUGAAGAUUUUCUUUGAGGGAGGCUUAAACAUGCCAAAGUUAUGGUUGGUGAACGAGAAAGAUUGUUUAAGUGACCUUAAUUGUGUCACACAACAAUUACAAAAUGAUUGUUCAAAGUUAUGGGAGGAAAGUGCAAAAUCAUAUGGUCAAGGAGCUGGUAAAACUCGAUACUGCUGCGAUUAUUGCAACAAAAUCAUUAGGGGGAUCCGCAUGAAUUGUGCAAUUUGCCCUGAUUUUGACCUCUGUGUAGAGUGCUUCAGUGUUGGAGCUGAAGUGACACCUCACAAGAGCAAUCACCCCUACAAAGUUCAUGGACAAUCUCUCAUUCCCACUUAUAUGCCCUGACUGGAAUGCAGAUGAUGAAAUGCUGCUUCUAGAGGUGUUUUGAGUUCUCCUUUUCAUUUCUAACAGUUGUGCAUGAUUUGCAACAAUAUUUGGAAUUUGGAGUAACUUAUGUUUAUCUUGCAUCUGUUAAAAUUGUGUAUGUUAGGGAAUUGAAAUUUUGUAUGUUAGGAUUUGAACUGGAUUUUAAUUUAAAUAAAGGCCAAAGGAAUUUAUUUAUUCUUCUUAAACAUAGUUCAAUUGAUUUUAUAAAUUGCCUUUAUAAUUUCAAUUGAUUAAUAAAUUAUAAGGCUAUAGAUGAUAUUAAUAGAAAUCAAGGGGACUAAAUUGAAAUGAUAUAAUCACAUGAAGGACUUUAGUGAUAUUAUCAAAUCUUAUAAAUUUAUGGCAGAAUUAUAGAACAAGUACUCCUCGAAGUCUCCUCUAGUAUUCGGCUUCAUGGAUUGAGGUCAUUUCCAUCACCUCAAAUAUAUAGAAUUAAAACUAUUUGAAUGUGUAUGUUAAUGUUUUUAAUUUUGCAGAUGAGAUUGUCAAGUUAUUCCUCAAUUUGUUUGCAUGUCGGCAAAAUUGGUGGUAAAUGACUUUCAAUACAUUGGGAGUGGAUCAAAAGUUGCAAGAUGAUUGCAGGAUUGUGAGAAAGGUAGUAUUCAAUUUAGGGAAGGUCAAUCAAGGAUCAUAAAGUGCAAAUACAUUGAAUUGAAUGGCUCUUGAAUAUAUUUAUCUGAGUUGAAAAGCAGAUCACCAUGUUUCAAAUCCAAGGAUGUAAAAAUCUAAUAUAGAGCUACUUAAAUGACAAUUCUCCUUCCUCAAGUGUCAAGAUUGCAUCAAUUUCAGCAUUCUGGCCAUUCUCUGAACAAAUUUUUUGGGCUGAAAUUUUAGUUUGGAAGAAAUGCAUUGUUCUUUAUGAUUGCAGAUAGUUCUGAGUCCUCCGGUGGAACUUUCAGAAUGAAGCCUCUGCGUAGAUUGUAUGGCAUUGCAGCUCAUGUUCCUUCUGUUUAAAUUAAAUGUGCAUGAAUGCUUCAAGAUGAAGACUUUCUCUCGACAAGGCUUAAGCAUGCUAAGGUUAAGAGAGGUGAACUGAAAAUAUUGCUUGAAGAAUGAGCUUAAUACGGUCAUACAAUCAUUACAAAAUGACAGGGCAUAUUGCUCUAAGUUGUUAUCAUAGAUUUGAUGUUACAUACAUUGGUAAUAACAAAAUGUUAUCAGAAGUAAAUAAUGUUGGUCACGUCUGAUUUUGUUGAAGAUCCUAUGAGCUCUCAAGUGUUUCAGAAAAAUUUUCAGCCACAGAAUGUAGUGAAGCAGAUGAGCUAUCCUCAGUAGCAUGAUGUGAUGAAGCAAAUAAACCAGUCCACAGCUCCAGUUGCAAAUGGUGCAUGUAGCAGAGCAGUCAGUCACUCUGCAGAAAGCAAUAAUCUUGUCAAACAUGCAAGCAUCUCUGCAAAGUCUUUUAUUGCAGGACGAGAGGUUGUGAAUGCUCUCAAUUGGUAUCUUGAUUCUGGAAUGACAGACCACAUUGUCUCUGAACUCAGUAAACUGGAUGUCAAUGCUGUUUAUAAUGGGAAACAAUAGCCACAGGUUGGCAGUGGCGAUUGCUAGCCCAUAACACAUACAGGUUCUCUUACUCUACCUACCUUUGUUCAAAAUAAAUUUCUAACUUUGUCUGGUGUGCUGUGUGUGCCAAAAAUAACCAAAAACCUUAGCACUGUAUCUAAACUUGCUCUUAAUAACCAUGUUCUGAUUGAGUUCACUAAUAGGUUUUGUUUUAUCAAGGAUAGGGAAACAAAUCUACUGCUUAUCCUUGGAGUUACUAAAGAAGGACUAUAUCAGCUCAUUAUUCUUUCUCCAGUUCGGUCACACAAUCAAUCUUACAUUUCUGGUUCAGCUCAACAAAAUAUGUUGUUUGAUUCAAAAUAUAUGCAUAAACUAGCCUUUCAAUCAAAUAAAAUAGAUCUUGUCUUGUGGCAUAGGAGGUUAGGCCACCCUUGUAAAUGGUGAUUUUUAAUGGAGAUUUGUAUGCUAAGAGAACAUGAAAAAAUGCAAAAACAGAGGAGAGAAAAAGGAAAAAACAGAGAGCUGGAACGGAAGAAGUUUUUGGCUGUGAGAAGUCUACAUUUUCUAUUCUUUUCCAUACAUUUAUAUUUACAUUAGUUCCACUAAAUCCAUGUACAAUAGCAGCUUAAAUUAAGCUUAUCCAUACAAUUUCUUACAAGCUAACCAAACCUUAGUUAUCAAAGUACACCAAACACAACUACUACAAUUUUGGUUUAGUUGCAAUCUAACCAAAACAUUACAAAAUGGUUAAGUAAGUUUGUCAUCAUUUUAAGGCUAUAAAAAUAAUCCACAUCAGCUUCAACAUUCUGCACCAAAACCAUAUUCAAAAAAUUCAGAAUUUUCCAGCAGCCUACUUCACUGCUCUAUAGCUUUACCAGUAAACAAGUUCUAUAAAAAAUGUUGAAUGCCAUGUACUCUUCCUUCAAUGUUGAGAAUAGAGAUUUUUUUUGCUCU